AUGGAGGCGGUUGGUGCCCCUUCCACCGGGACAGCCAGUCUUGGGACGCUUGGGUUUGGGUUAAAAGCUCCUGGAACAACAGCUGCUGCCACAACAAGCACUGCCACUGGCACCACUACUGCUUCUGGCUUUGCUUUGAAUCUUAAGCCACUGACUACAACUGGUGCCACUGGAGCUGUGACUUCUACAGCUGCCAUCACCACAACAACAAGCACCAGUGCGCCUCCGGUGAUGACCUAUGCCCAGCUGGAGAGUUUGAUAAACAAGUGGAGCCUGGAACUGGAAGACCAGGAGAAACACUUUCUCCAUCAAGCUACACAAGUUAAUGCCUGGGAUCAGACACUGAUAGAGAAUGGAGAGAAGAUUACUUCAUUGCACAGAGAAGUAGAGAAAGUGAAGCUUGAUCAGAAGAGACUGGAUCAGGAACUGGACUUCAUUCUGUCCCAGCAGAAGGAGCUUGAAGACUUGUUGACCCCUCUGGAGGAGUCUGUGAAGGAGCAGAGCGGGACCAUCUACUUGCAGCACGCAGAUGAAGAACGGGAGAGGACUUACAAACUGGCUGAAAACAUAGAUGCUCAGUUGAAGCGCAUGGCUCAAGAUCUGAAGGACAUCACUGAGCACUUGAAUACGUCAAGAGGCCCAGCGGACACGAGUGACCCG
Molecule: messenger RNA, 660 nt
Organism: Nestor notabilis (Kea)
Lineage: Eukaryota; Metazoa; Chordata; Aves; Psittaciformes; Psittacidae
Gene: NUP62CL
Product: nucleoporin 62kDa C-terminal like
Exons: 7
Biological process (GO): protein import into nucleus; RNA export from nucleus
Cellular component (GO): nuclear pore; nuclear pore central transport channel
Molecular function (GO): phospholipid binding; structural constituent of nuclear pore
Source: RefSeq, a predicted model, not a curated record